ACUGGUGUACCUGUGUGUAUCUGUGUCGCGUGUGUGCGCUUCUUCGUUGUUUUGGUCUCCGGUUUUAGGUUAGAAACCCGUUCCGAGACAAAAAUAUCGCUGUAAAAAGUGAGAAACUUUUAGCAUUUUUUUUUCUUUUUCGUGCGCUUUGAGAACAACUUGUGCUCCCAUCGUCGUUCUCGUUGGAAAAGUUAACCCGGCAAGUGCAAAAGGCUUGGAAGAACCACAACCGAACCGCAGUACGCAAAGAUCCACUACAAGACGGGCCUCAUACAACAAAAAGGGACUCGAAAUCUUGUUGCUACGCUGCGCAAACCAAUCAACCGACUAACAAUCAACGGUAGAGAACAACAGAAGUCUGCGACCAAAAUUCGGGUGUUGCCAAACGAAACCAUCGGAAACUGCACCGUCACGUCCAAGCAAGAUCUUCUGCAUUAAAAUUACAAAAAGCCUUUUUAUCUACCAAAGGAAACGAACACAGUGCACCUUAUUGGCUCAACUCACAUCCGGAGAAUCCGUCUCCGACCAGUUCGGAACGUGUUCGCCACUGUCUAUCUAUAUUAAAGCCGUGGGCCGCGUACUGCGAAGAAGGGUAUUAUGGCGCAACGGUUUAUGCCUGCGGGUUCCUGCAACCCCCAACAGCAACAGCGGUACGGUGCUGGUGGCAUCGGUGUACCCGGUCCCUCCAACGCAGCCGUGAUGCGCCCGUACGGACCGGCGACCGCAGCGUUUGGGGGCAGGGGAGGGUACAUGCCACAACCGCCGAUGGGUCACGGUUCGCAUCCUGGUCCGCAAUCGCACCACCAGCGUCCAAUGCAUGGCGGCUACCUUGGUGGUGGAGGUGGUGGAAGUAUGCGUAGCUCAUCGAUGCCCGGCGGUUCCAGCAGUGGUAAACGGGGUGCCGAUCGUAAUGCGGCUCAUCAGAAGCAAAGCAGCGAGUAUCAGGCGAAGCGCAGGAGAAAGCUGGCGGACAAAAUUCUGCCGCAGAAGGUGCGUGAUCUGGUGCCGGAAUCGCAGGCCUACAUGGAUUUGCUGGCGUUUGAGCGGAAGCUGGACGCGACGAUCACGCGCAAGCGGCUGGACAUCCAGGAGGCCCUGAAGCGCCCGAUGAAGCAGAAGCGCAAACUGCGCAUUUUUAUAUCGAAUACGUUCUAUCCGGGCCGCGAGGAUCGGCUGGAUGCGGUGGAGCACGGGUGUCAUGGUGUGCCGGUCGGUGCUAGUGGUACCCCCGGCGAUCCUAGCUCGGUCGCCUCGUGGGAGCUGCGGGUGGAGGGUCGUCUGCUUGAGGAGGGUAAAUCGGAGGCGGGCAAGACGAAGCGCAAGUUCAGCAGCUUUUUCAAGUCGCUCGUGAUCGAACUGGACAAGGAGCUGUACGGGCCGGACAACCAUCUGGUGGAAUGGCAUCGGACACACCAGACUCAAGAGACCGAUGGCUUCCAGGUGAAGCGGCCGGGUGACCGCAAUGUACGAUGUACUAUUCUGCUGCUGCUUGACUAUCAACCGCUGCAGUUUAAGCUCGACCCGCGCCUUGCCCGGCUGCUCGGCGUACACACGCAAACCCGGCCUGUCAUCAUCUCUGCCCUGUGGCAGUACAUCAAGACGCACCGGCUGCAGGACGCGCAUGAACGCGAGUACAUUGUAUGCGACAAGUACCUGGAGCAGAUCUUCGGCUCCCCCCGCAUGAAGUUCGCCGAGAUACCGCAGCGGCUCAGCCCACUCCUACACCCGCCCGAUCCGAUCGUUAUCAACCAUGUGAUUGCGGUGGAGGCGGGUGCCACGCAGGACGGUAGCGCCGGCAACAAGCAGACCGCCUGCUAUGACAUCGACGUUGAGGUGGACGACAGCCUCAAGCAGCAGAUGAGCAACUUUCUGAUGAGCACCGCUAGCCAACAGGAGAUUCAGACACUCGACAGCAAGAUCCACGACACGGUAGAAACGAUCAACACGCUCAAGACCAACCGUGAGUUCUAUCUUAGCUUCGCCAAGGAGCCACACACGUUCACGCACCGCUGGAUUGUGUCGCAGACACGCGACCUCAAGGCGAUGACUGACGUGGUGGGUAACCCGGAGGAGGAGCGGCGCGCCGAGUUCUACUACCAGCCGUGGACACAGGAGGCCGUGUCGCGCUACUUCUUUACCAAGGUCAACCAGAAGCGGGCGGAAUUGGAGCAGUCGCUCGGCAUUCGGAACUCCUGAAACAACACCUUCGGGUGGGGGCUGGAUGGUCCGUGCUGUAGUACAGUGUCGCGUUUCGCUUUCUUUCCCUCCCAACAGCAUUUUAAUUUUGGCAUUAAACUAAGUAGCUACAUUAGUACAUUCUAAAGUACCCAUACUAAGCCGCCCAUCCUGCACUUCUCACUCGCGAUCGCGAUCAUGUAUACGUUAGGCUCACGUGCAGCUUUUAGGUAACGCGACUCUCACCUGACAUGGCAGAACCGGGCGUUCAACGGGCGAUGAAUUGUGCAUUUUAUUUCGUGCUUAAAUCUCGUUGUAGUGUGUGGAACAGCGCCAUGCCCUCCCUCCCUGUCCCUGUUCCUGUCUUUGGUGCCAUCCUAUUGGGAGCCGUUGGCCGUUAUAGUUCGUAAGACAGCGGGCGACCAAUCUCCAAGAUCCCAGCAUCGUGUCGCGGGACCAAUCUUGAAGAAAAGCGCGCCCUGCAACCUUUAACCAAAUUAACCAACCAGAUCCUCAUAACUCCCUCUCCCCGGGUUCGUGGUAUUUGUGGUUUUCUAAGCUUCUUUUAUUUUCCCCCUCACCGAUUUAGUGACAAAUAGAAAGUGCAACAAGUGGCCUCGAAACGUUUCGUCGCUCCUACGCGGAAGCGAAAGAAACAUACAAAGUUUAAACAGAUUUCCAUUUUUAGAGUCAAAUAAAGUCCUGAAA
Molecule: messenger RNA, 2883 nt
Organism: Anopheles aquasalis
Lineage: Eukaryota; Metazoa; Arthropoda; Insecta; Diptera; Culicidae
Product: brahma-associated protein of 60 kDa-like
Source: RefSeq, a predicted model, not a curated record